Messenger RNA from Triplophysa dalaica, 1989 nucleotides. It is a transcript of the gene serhl, whose product is annotated as serine hydrolase like. The coding region runs from base 152 to 1111 and encodes 319 amino acids. The record is from RefSeq and is a predicted model, not a curated record. The transcript has 13 exons. NCBI's taxonomy places the organism in Eukaryota, Metazoa, Chordata, Actinopteri, Cypriniformes, Nemacheilidae.
GAGGAGACGACACACAAAUAGUUCACAAAUUGUUAUUCAGCGUCAAGUACUUUUAUUCUAAAAAAGCAACUUGCAACUAAGUUGUGGUUUGCUUAGUGUAAGUUCUAAAACUCGAAACACAUAAUCUACGUUAGACAGAUUAAUAUCUCCAAUGCAAGGUGUCAGAAUUAUUCCUGUGCUGAAAGGUCUCAGAUCCUUUGCCACAACAACGAUGAGGCAAGCAGAGUUCAAUGUGACUGUCCCGUGGGGAGAGAUAAGAGGUCAGGUUUGGGGUCCCGCUCAUGGCCGUCCGGUGCUCUGCUUACAUGGUUGGGCUGACAACAGUGGGACUUUUAAUAGACUCAUUCCACUUCUUCCAAAUGAGUGGAGAUUUGUAGCCAUUGAUUUCCCGGGUCAUGGUCUGUCCUCUCAUAGGUCUGCUGGUUGUUUCUAUCCCUUCACUUUGUAUGUGGCAGACGUUCGGCGAGUUAUUGAAGCUCUUCAAUGGAAGCGAUUCUCAAUAAUUGGACAUAGUAUGGGUGGUAAUGUGGCAGGAAUGUUCAGUGCGUUGUAUCCAGAGAUGGUCGAAGCUUUAGUUCUUUUGGAUUCUUAUGGAUUCUUCCCAACAAAACUGAAUUCCAUGAUGAAUUACAUAAAACAGGGAAUAAAUCAACAAGUUGAAUAUGAAAUAGAGUCGAAUGAAAGGAAAGAGAAGGUGUACACGUAUGACAAAGCCAAACAAAGGUUGAUGGUUGCAAACCCUUCUCUUUCUGAAGAGUCUACAGAGAUUCUUUUAGAGCGAGCCAUUCGGGAGGUUAAGGGAGGAGUGGUAUUCAACAGAGACUUCAGAAUAAACUUGAGAAACAUUGCGAUGGUUACACCGGAACAUUGUCUCUAUAUGCAGUCCCUAAUUCAAGCCAGAGUGAUGCUGUUAUUGGCAAGUGAAGGGAUGAAUAAACAGUUCCCUCCACCUGACGGUGAUGCCCUUCAGAAGGGUUGGAUAGAGCAGAAAAGCACCAUUGUAGAAGUCGAAGGGGACCAUCACGUUCAUCUCAACAAGCCGGAGAAAGCAGCCCACGUAAUCACUGAUUUCCUCCAGUCCCUCACUCCUAAACAACAAGCCAAACUAUAACACAAAUGCAGGCAUGCACAUUAGGAACAUUCAAAUUACUAUCUAAUUCUUCUCAUUUCUAUUCACUGUAAUUCUACAUUAAUUAUAUAUUGUCGUUUUUUUUUUAAUAUUAUGUAACAAAUGAACAGACAUGCAUGUUCUAGAUCCAGGUGACGGUGGAUCUUAAGCUUCCAUUUUAACAAGAUGCUCAGUCACUGGUGAUAGAAGUGUAGAUGGUGUGCACCUGCACGCCUCACAGAUCUCUAAGUUUACUCAGUUUUGGUGAAAAUCUUAUCGUAUUAUUUUUGGUGUUAACAAAAAACAGUUGUCUUCCAUACAGACUAUUGUUAUGAAUGGAUAUAAAUAUUUUUGCGGAGAUCUUCUUUCGCCAAGCAAGUUUACACUGCUUCAGUUAGCACCAACAGAUUUGUGUUGGUUAUGUUUUGUUGCUGGUGGUGUUUGUUUGGAAAUUUUGAGAGACAUUUACGUUUUCUAAAGUUCAAGAGUGUGAAGAACAAGAUUACGAAAAAGUGCCUUUUCAGUGAAUGUGAAGGGUUAUUUUUUUUUUAAUAUGUAUAAAUAUUAAAAAACACGAUUAGCCAAAACUUUCGUUUGUUGAUGUAUAUAAAUUGCUUAAAGUGGUGUUGCUAAAUACCAUAAGCAAUAGUUUACACAAGGAUAAAACUCUGUAAUUUAUUCAAAACGUGUGUGACUCUAUCUUCUGUAAAACACAAAAGAAGAAAUGUCUCGGUGGUCUUCUGUCCAUACAUUGGAAGUCAAUUGGGUCCAAUGUUGUUUGGUCGCAAACCUUCUUCAAAAUAUCUUCUUUCGUGUUUUGCUGAAGAAAGAAAGUCAUACAGGUUAGGAAUGACAUGAGAGUGAAUAAAUGAUGAAAUAAU